Paecilomyces variotii is the source of this 1781-nucleotide messenger RNA. Its product is annotated as retrograde regulation protein 2. The record is from RefSeq and is a predicted model, not a curated record. Gene Ontology annotation, cellular component: membrane. Gene Ontology annotation, molecular function: transmembrane transporter activity. The transcript is spliced from 2 exons. Bases 204 to 1724 code for a protein of 506 amino acids. Gene Ontology annotation, biological process: transmembrane transport. NCBI's taxonomy places the organism in Eukaryota, Fungi, Ascomycota, Eurotiomycetes, Eurotiales, Thermoascaceae.
UGGAUAACUUCAAUUUGGCCUUCCCCAGAUUUUCGUCUUUGGAGAAUCUUCACGCUACUUUUAACCCCGCAAACUCUCACCAGUUUAGAGUUGCGCCAUUGAAUAUAUAGAUCUCGUAUUUACUAUAAAUGCUCGUUGCAUGAUAUCAAGUGCCAUUAGAAGCUCCCAAGUCACUUGUUUCUACGCACAAUUCCAUAGCAACGAUGCGCGAACCUUGUUCUAUCGAAGAGAACGAAGAUGUGUCGGAGAUGAAAGUCCCCCACAAAGAUUGGGAAGUAUCCGAUGAUGUUAGAGAUUCCACAAGUGAAGAUGAUCUGCACAUCGAUCGAGCGGAGGAGAAGCGUCUGGUCCGAAAACUGGACAUGCGUCUAUUUCCUAUUCUUAUGCUUCUGUACGUAAUGGCAUUUCUGGAUCGAGUGAAUAUAGGGAAUGCCCGAUUGUUCCAUCUGGAGGCAGAUCUGGGCCUCAAAGGCGACGACUACCAACUCUGCGUAUCCUUACUUUUCGUCACGUAUAUCAUCAUCGAGCUACCCGCGAAUCUUUUCCUGAAGAAACUCGGCCCAAGAAACUUCAUUCCCUUCGCAGCUACUGCCUGGGGUCUUAUCGGCAUGUGUGCUGGAUUCGUUCAAAACAAGGGGGGUUUAAUCGCCGUCCGGCUGCUCCUCGGGGCGGCAGAGGCAGGAUACUUCCCGAGUGUCUGUUUUUAUCUGUCCUUCUGGUUCCGUCGGCGGGAAUUGGGUGUGCGCAUAUUCUUCCUAUUCAUCGCGUCCGCAAUCUCUGGAUCGUGCGGUGGCCUCCUUGCAUACGCGAUUGGACAUAUGGAUGGGAUAGCGGGAUAUCAUGCUUGGCGAUGGUUGAUGAUUCUGGAAGGACUUCCUACCAUCUUUCUGGGUGUGAUAGCUUAUUUCAUUCUCGCGGAUGAUCCCAUGUCAGCUAGCUGGCUGACAGAUCGAGAGAAAGAACUAAGCCGUAUUCGUCUACACAGAGACAAGACGUUGUUGGGAUCGGAUGAGCAAUCUGGGAGAAUACAAUGGGAUGAGAUCAUGAAAGGGGUCAAGGACUGGAAGGUUUGGGUUUUCAGCAUCGCCCAACUUGGCACGACGCUCAUGCUCUAUGGCUACUCGACUUUCCUGCCCACAAUCAUCAGUGGACUCGGAUACUCUGCCAUUGACGUCCAGCUUCUCACUAUUCCAUGCUACGCUUGCGGAGCCAUCGUCUACUGUAUCGUGGCAUACUUCUCUGACAAGAUCGGUCAGCGUGGUAUCUUUGCUGUUGGUGGAUGUCUCGUCGCUUCGACGGGAUAUGCCAUCCUUCUCGGGACAACCAAAUACGGCGCUGGGGCACAGUAUGCAGGAUGUGUUGUUGUUGCCGCUGGACUGUACGUUUCCGUUGGUAUCGGACUUACAUGGAUGCCGAACAAUAUCCCGUCGCAUUACAAGCGCGCCUUCGCAAACGGUCUACUCUUCAUGCUGAGCAAUCUCGGAGGUGUUAUCUCAUCUUACAUUUACAGGACUCAGGACGCCCCUGUAUACACGCUGGGACAUGCUGUGAUGCUAGGAUUCGUUACGUCUACGGCAAUCAUUCUAACCGCGAUGUCGUUUGUACUCCGCAGGGAGAAUCAGAAACGAGAUCGUGGAGAAAGGGACUACUUGCUGGAGGGUAAGACAGAGGAGGAAGUGGCCAAAUUGGGCGAUAAACACCCCCAUUAUCGCUACAUGUAUUGAACCUCUCAUUAAAUGAUACUCUCAUGAAUAUGACGAAGCAGUCUUUCGUUGAUAGAG